Messenger RNA from Homalodisca vitripennis (glassy-winged sharpshooter), 918 nucleotides. RefSeq names its product cytochrome P450 6k1-like. The coding region runs from base 1 to 918 and encodes 305 amino acids. The record is from RefSeq and is a predicted model, not a curated record. Gene Ontology annotation, molecular function: iron ion binding; monooxygenase activity; oxidoreductase activity, acting on paired donors, with incorporation or reduction of molecular oxygen. The transcript has a single exon. NCBI's taxonomy places the organism in Eukaryota, Metazoa, Arthropoda, Insecta, Hemiptera, Cicadellidae.
AUGGCUAUUGUCACCGGUUCUCUGCUGAUGGACGUUCUAUUAGCUCUCAUGUCUGUUCUGUGCCUUCUGUACUGGCACAUCACAAACAAUGAUGACUACCGGGACAAAAGAGGCGUGGCCAACGUCAAUAAAGGAUUGUUUUUAGGUACCUUCAUGAACAAACAAUCACAAGCCGACACGGUUAAGGAGAUUUACAAUCAAUUUCCCGAAGAAAAGUUUGUAGGACUGUUCCAAUUCAAAAAGCUCGUUCUUAUGCUGCGAGAUCGGAGCUUAAUAAACAGGGUUUUGGUGAAAGAUUUCACGCAUUUUCAAGACAGAGGAACGGCACCACUUAAAAAACACCUCUUCUCUAGAAACCUUUUUGGAUUAAGAGGAAGUGAGUGGGGGACACUACGUCACAAGUUGACGCCUACCUUUACAACAGGGAAACUGAGAGGUAUGUUCGAGCAGAUCUCCAAAUGUGGUGAAUACUUGGUCACAAAGAUAGAAGAGGUUUCAUCUGUUGACGUUGAAGGAAUGGAUCCCGCAAAUGUUCUCUUUGAGUUCACUUUGGACGUGAUCGCAAGUUGUGCUUUUGGAGUCCAGUUCCGACCAGACGGUCCUGACUUCAAAAAGUUCAAGUCAAUUAUAGAGAAAUCGUUUUCCGGUUCCCCUCUGCGAUUUUUAAAAUUCACCCUAAUAACAAUAGCGCCAAAAAUAGCUGACUUUUUCAACAUAACCAUGUUUCCCAGUGGGACAACAGAAUACUUAAUGGAUAUGACCCGGGCUACCAUCAAAUGCCGUAAAGAGAACAAUAUCAAAAGGAACGAUUACUUUCAAAUGCUGUUAUCACUCAAAGAGCAAGGAGAGGAUGAAAAGAUGCUUUCUCACGUUCAUGAGGAUGAUGCAGUCAUUGACCAGUUGAAAUAUGCGGAAUAG